This is a messenger RNA of Trichomonas vaginalis G3, 1104 nucleotides long. Its product is annotated as conserved oligomeric Golgi complex component 2 family. The coding region runs from base 1 to 1104 and encodes 367 amino acids. Gene Ontology annotation, cellular component: membrane; COG complex. The record is from RefSeq and is a predicted model, not a curated record. Gene Ontology annotation, biological process: protein transport; intra-Golgi vesicle-mediated transport; Golgi organization. Lineage: Eukaryota; Parabasalia; Trichomonadida; Trichomonadidae. The transcript has a single exon.
AUGUCAUCAUUAGUUGAUAUGUUAACUAAUAAAGAUGGUGUAAUCAACUUUAUCUAUGAAAAUUCUUUGAAUCAUUUUGAUUUCAUAUUAAAUUCUGUUUGGCCAAUUGUUUCCGAGUAUAUUGUAUCUAACACAAAAGCUACAUCUACAUCUACCAAAGAAAUGCAUUCAAUAUAUGUUCAAACACAAAAAUUGUUCCGCGAAAUUAGAAAUUUGUGCAGAAAUCAACACUCAUUUGAUCAAUCAAUAAAUGAACAGAACAUAUAUGGAAAACUCAACCUACAAUUCUAUCCACAGUUACUUUUAGCUGAAAUUGCUCCCGAAAUUGAAAAAAUUAAAAAUUCAAAUCCAGUUUUGAUUUCAGGAGAAUUCAAGGUAUCAACAUCAUAUCAAUUGUUUGAAAUCAUUAAGAGACUGUUUGGAGACGAGUACUAUAUCGAAAAUGAAAUAAAGGAAAUUGUAAUAAUAGCAAUGAAAAUUUGUUUAGUUUACAAAGAAAUUUGUCAAAGGACAACAACAUUCAAAACGCAUUUUGCAUUUGACAUCUCAACGUUUGUAACAAAACUUAGAGAAGUGAUGCCUAAAGAGUGUGAAAAUCCCAUUAAUCUGAUUGAGUCUUCUUUAUUAGAAACAAAAAUACAAAGAGAAGAUGAAACAUUAAAAGAAAUAUUGCAAAAAACGGAUGCAAAUUUGUUUUGGAUACUUAAUUUACCAGAGAGAAUUAUUGAAAGCCAUAUACAUAAAUCAAAGCUUCCUUCCGCAAGCUCAGUCCUAGUUGAUUCCAUUUUUAAAAUAGAUAAUGAUUGGAUUAACUUAGGAACAUUUACUUCACUUGUUUAUGAUGGAAUAAUGCAAAUAAUCACUCAGAAGAUGAUCAAUUUAGUUAAGUCUGUUCCAAAAAAAGUUGAAUUUGCAAAUAGACGUAUUGAAGAUAGUGAAAACAAGAAUGAGAAAGAGAAAAUGGAUCCUAAACAAGUUGAAGAAGAACUCAAACACUUGCUUUUGGACUAUCUUCACAUGAUCGCUUUGGAAGCAACAAGAAAACUCAAUAUUAAUGCAACAGAAAACCAAACUUAUCAAGAGAUUUAUAAAUAUCUCAAUUAG